CUGCGGCUGCCGGAUAAUCUCCAGCUCUCAUUCAAUCCAACGGCUGUCAUCAGACAUUUAAAGAACACGUGGCGAGAUCGUAGUAGACAGAUCACAAUCACCGAAAAGCCCUCACAUGGAGAUGUUUGACCAUGGUUAACAAUUAACCGAACCAGAGUUGGCUUGACCUUCCCCUAUCCUUCUCUCUCUGCUCCUUCUUCUUCCUCACAAUCUAGUAAUCUCCGUUAAUGGCGCCUCAGAUCUGUGCCUCCGAUAUUUAAACUCCUUCUUCAAACUCUUUCGAUUUUCUCAGAUCUCUCGAGUUUUUCUUUUCAACGCAAAUGUAUAAGCGAGCGGCCUUAUCGUUUCCCGAGGAAGUUCUGGAGCACGUGUUCUCCUUAGUCCACGUGGACAAGGACAGGAACUCGGUGUCUCUGGUGUGCAAGUCGUGGUACGAGAUCGAGCGGUGGUGCAGGAGGAGAGUCUUCAUCGGGAACUGCUACGCCGUGAGCCCGGCGGCGGUGAUACGGAGGUUCCCGAGGGCGAGAUCCGUGGAGCUGAAGGGGAAGCCGCACUUCGCGGACUUCAAUCUGGUGCCGGAGGGGUGGGGAGGGUACGUGUACCCGUGGAUAGAGGCGAUGUCGGCGUCGUACGCGUGGCUGGAGGAGAUAAGGCUGAAGAGGAUGGUGGUGAGCGACGAGUGCUUGGAGCUUAUAGCCAAGUCGUUUAAGAAUUUUAAGGUGCUCGUGCUUUCCUCGUGCGAUGGAUUCUCCACGGAUGGGCUCGCUGCUAUCGCUUCCACUUGCAGGAAUCUGAAAGAGCUUGAUUUGCGUGAGAGUGAUGUCGACGACGUUAGCGGGCACUGGCUUAGCCACUUCCCUGAUUCAUACACUUCUUUGGUAUCGCUCAAUAUCUCAUGCUUAGUCUCCGAGGUCAGUUUCUCUGCUCUGGAAAGGCUGGUGUGUAGGUCUCCCAACCUCAAAUCACUUAAGCUUAACCGAGCUGUUCCUCUUGAGAAGCUGGCUACUCUACUUCAAAGAGCUCCUCAGCUGGAGGAAUUUGGCACCGGUGUGUACAGUGCUGAAGUGCGUCCGGAUGUGCUCUCUGGUUUGUCUGUAGCUAUCUCUGGGUGCAAGAAACUGAAGUGGUUAUCUGGGUUUUGGGAUGCUCUUCCUGCGUAUCUUCCUGCAGUUUAUUCGGUUUGCAGUGGACUUACAACUUUGAACCUGAGUUAUGCAACAGUCCAGAGCUAUGAUCUUGUCAAGCUUCUUAGUCAAUGUCCUAAAUUGCAGCGCCUCUGGGUGUUGGACUACAUCGAGGAUGAUGGUCUUGAAAUGCUUGCUCUAACCUGCAAGGACCUUCGAGAGCUGAGGGUGUUUCCGUCCGAGCCUUUUGUGAUGGAGCCAAACGUUGCGUUGACAGAACAGGGGCUUGUCUCCGUCUCCGCAGGCUGUCCGAAACUAGAGUCGGUUCUCUACUUCUGCCGUCAAAUGACCAAUGCUGCGCUGGUAACCAUUGCUAGGAACCGUCCCAACAUGACCCGCUUCCGAUUGUGCAUCAUUGAGCCGAAAGCCCCUGACCAUCUGACUCUAGAGCCACUGGAUGUGGGAUUUGGAGCCAUAGUGGAGCACUGCAAAGAUCUCCGGCGUCUCUCCCUGUCGGGGCUGUUGACCGACAAGGUCUUCGAGUACAUUGGGACGUAUGCAAAGAAGAUGGAGAUGCUCUCAGUGGCGUUUGCAGGAGACAGUGACUUGGGGAUGCAUCAUGUUCUGUCAGGGUGCGAGAGCUUGAGGAAGCUAGAGAUAAGGGACUGCCCCUUUGGAGACAAGGCGCUUUUGGCAAAUGCUUCGAAGCUGGAGACAAUGCGAUCUCUUUGGAUGUCUUCGUGUCCCGUGAGUUUUGGAGCCUGCAAGUUGUUAGGACAGAAGAUGCCAAAGCUCAAUGUGGAAGUGAUCGAUGAAAGGGGUCCGCCUGACUCGAGACCCGAGAGCUGCCCUGUUGAAAGAGUGUUCAUAUACCGAACAGUGGCGGGUCCUCGGUUUGACAUGCCUGGUUUCGUCUGGAACAUGGACCAACAACACUCAGCAAUGAGGUUUUCCAGGCAAAUCAUCACUACUAACGGGUUAUAGAAAUAAACGAGGUACAUAUUUUCAUUAAUCCUUGUUCAUCUUCUCCUAUAUAAAUUGUUCCUGUUUAGGAAUACGAGAGAGAGAGAGAUAGCUCGGCCUCCAUUAAUUUAAUUAUGGGCUGCUGCUUCAUAUAACCAACCAAGCUCAGGAUCACUGUAAAAGUGAGGAGAGAGAGGGAAAGAGAUCUGAGAGACCUUUGUAUUUUUAUAUUGUUGUCUGUAUGUUUGUCUACUUAGUGAGAGAUCCUGGUGAGGAUAUUAUUUUCUUCGAGAGGAUGAUAAGAGAUUUUUUAAAAGACGAUUGCCAAAAAUGUAACUGUUCUACUUGUUUGAAUCUUUGUAUCAUUUCAAAUGUC
Messenger RNA from Brassica oleracea var. oleracea, 2463 nucleotides. RefSeq names its product protein TRANSPORT INHIBITOR RESPONSE 1-like. The coding region runs from base 321 to 2108 and encodes 595 amino acids. Gene Ontology annotation, biological process: SCF-dependent proteasomal ubiquitin-dependent protein catabolic process. The transcript has 3 exons. NCBI's taxonomy places the organism in Eukaryota, Viridiplantae, Streptophyta, Magnoliopsida, Brassicales, Brassicaceae. Gene Ontology annotation, cellular component: SCF ubiquitin ligase complex. The record is from RefSeq and is a predicted model, not a curated record. Gene Ontology annotation, molecular function: protein binding.